AUAAAAUCUGUACCUAAAUGAAAAUAAAUAAUUGUGUGUUGUUGAGUGGAAACGUGAAAUUAGGGUUCAUCGAGGAGGAAGAAGAAGAAGAUGUCGUACCUGUUGCCUCACUUGCACUCUGGAUGGGCCGUCGAUCAAGCAAUCCUCGCCGAAGAGGAGCGUCUCGUCGUCAUCCGUUUCGGCCACGACUGGGACGAAACCUGCAUGCAGAUGGACGAGGUGUUGGCGUCAGUGGCGGAGACGAUAAAGAACUUUGCGGUGAUAUACCUGGUGGACAUAACGGAGGUGCCGGAUUUCAACACCAUGUACGAGCUCUACGACCCUUCCACGGUGAUGUUCUUCUUCAGGAACAAGCACAUCAUGAUUGAUCUCGGAACCGGUAACAACAACAAGAUCAACUGGGCUCUCAAGGACAAGCAGGAGUUCAUCGACAUUGUUGAGACCGUCUAUCGUGGAGCCAGGAAGGGACGGGGUCUCGUCAUCGCUCCCAAAGAUUACUCCACCAAGUACCGUUACUAGUUUGAUUCCUUCAAGUCAUGUACUCACCCACCCACCCACCCACCCCUAUGGAUCGGAUCUGUAACAUACAACAAACAAAAUUUUAUCUGUUUUCUUACUUCUGUGGUGGUGGUGGUUGUAUGAUCAUUCUGAUUUCUGCUUAUUCACAGACCUUAGACUCCAACUCUGUGAAAUGAAUUGCUUUUGUCAUAUGCCAAAGUGUUGUUAGAAUAAUUACUUAGUUUUGCAACUUUGCUUUAGUAGUUUAGGAUCAUUGGUGAUCAAGAUGCUCUAAUAACAACAAUAUCACUUGGUUCAA
Messenger RNA from Glycine soja, 817 nucleotides. Its product is annotated as thioredoxin-like protein YLS8. Gene Ontology annotation, cellular component: spliceosomal complex; U5 snRNP; U4/U6 x U5 tri-snRNP complex. Gene Ontology annotation, biological process: mRNA splicing, via spliceosome. The record is from RefSeq and is a predicted model, not a curated record. Bases 91 to 519 code for a protein of 142 amino acids. The transcript is spliced from 2 exons. Lineage: Eukaryota; Viridiplantae; Streptophyta; Magnoliopsida; Fabales; Fabaceae.